Messenger RNA from Carassius carassius (crucian carp), 3675 nucleotides. Its product is annotated as INO80 complex subunit D-B-like. Gene Ontology annotation, cellular component: nucleus. The record is from RefSeq and is a predicted model, not a curated record. NCBI's taxonomy places the organism in Eukaryota, Metazoa, Chordata, Actinopteri, Cypriniformes, Cyprinidae.
CUCAAUCUUUAUUCUGUGUUUGCGACAUAUGUCAUCUUUCUAAAAGCCGACAAUGAACAUACAAAGUUGAAUUCCAAAAUGGUUGCAGAGGUUGUUGUUGCACUGUUGGCUGUUGUCAUGUCCCCCCAGUGCCUGUAGUUGUGCUGUAAGAAGCCUCGCAUCCGAUGACUAAACCAACACCCCUUUCUCCUUGUGUACGGCUAGUUUUAUUUCAAUAAUCGACAAAGAUAUGCCAGUAGGAUUCGUAUUAAAUUAAAUCCACGCGUUAAAAAACUUAAUUUGCUAGCAUAAAGCGUAAAGGUGGAGGCGGAAAAUCCCCGUUGAAAGUAAUAGCCGUCGACCGUAUGAAAAGAUCAGCGUAGCUUGUUUAGCACAGGCCGCAGCGAUCGGGGACUCGGCGGCUGCCGGGAAGCAACGGACUCAAGCAAAGGCGGAAGGCCGCUUAUCACGCACUGCAAGUCGGGUACCUCGUUACUCGACUCAGGGGAUUCGGGAGGUUUCACAGGCCAACGCUGAUGUUCCGGGGAGUUCCAGCUCUGGGAUGUAUGAAGGCAAACACAUCCACUACUCGGAGGUGGACCAUAAACCUCUGUGUUCAUAUAGCCCAAAGCUUUGCAAGCAACGCCGGCUCAAUGGUUAUGCUUUCUGCAUCCGCCAUGUGCUUGAGGACCGGACUGCUCCUUUCAGGCAGUGCGAAUAUGUAGCCAAGUACAAUAGCCAGCGCUGCACCAAUCCAAUACCCAAGGCUCACGACCGAAAGUAUUGUAAUAGUCACCUUCAGGUUAUGGGUGUCCUCCCCAAGAAGGAGCGAAAGAAGAAACAAGAUACAAUAGAGUCUUUGGCCCUCAACAUUACUGUUCCAUCCCUGGCUCUGAAGACCCACAACGGGCUUGAGCUUUUACCUCCAUCACCCCCACCCUCCCUGGCUUGUCUACUCCCCUCAGAUCCCUUCACCUUUUACAGGGGGGGAAAAAUGUUAAAAAAACCUAGUGGCACAUUUCUGAAGAAGGCCCAAGAAAACCAAGCUCUGAACCAUAAGCAGAAACAGCAAGAUCACAGUGUGGAUCCAGCCUUCCCAAACCAUUUCGAAACCUCGUCUCUUUCUUCAACUCUUCAACGUCCUUGCUUCCCUACUUCCCAGACUGGAAGAACCACACAGACACCCAAAGUUCCCUCCUCCCCUCAUACGGAAAUCUUAAAAACCCCUGCAGUUCAUUCAGGUUCAUUUUUCAAAACCUCAUCAACUCUUCAGGACAGCCGCCAGGGCUCAAUAGAAACAACUCCAGCUGAUAAAAAAAUUAAACUGGACCUUAAUCAUGCUUUUGACAAAAAGGUUGUCCCUGCAGCUUCAGGGAAAGCACCAGGCCGUGAUGACAUACAUAGACGCUUAAUAAAAAUGCACUCAGUUGCCAUGCAACAACAAGCUCCAUGUUUGCAGAAGUUCCAUAGAUUGAUGGACCAACACAGGGGGAGGUCCCAAGACCUGAACACACAUUUAGGGCUUGUCUGGUCCGAAGACAGUGAAGAGGAAGAUGGAGACUUGGGGAAACUAGUGUCACAUCAGUGCCAGAGACUACAAGAGAAGCACUUUGAGGAAAGUGCCAGCAGUUCCCGUGGUGAGCGAUUGGCAGGCUUCUGCUCAUACCUGAGACAAAAACACACACACCUUUGCAGAGAGCAGAGGGGCUUCAGGAGGGAGAGGAGAUCCCAGCAUACCCUUCGUAAAGCCCUGCUUCAGGCAGCAGGAGAAGAACCUCAGCACACUGCACAGCUUAUUCAGGAACAAUAUAAAAAGACCUCCACACCCUCCAGCACUGCAGUACCAUUGUCUGGAGAUGACUCAGGGUUGUGUGGGGCUGUCGUGAAAGAUAUCCUUCAGAACCGUUCACAGCAGCUGUUCUCAAGCUGCACCGCUCGCUUUGCAGAUGGAGCUCAGUGUUCCAUCCCUGUCUUCGAUAUCACGCACCAGACGCCACUUUGUGAUGAGCAUGCCAAGAAAAUGGACAAUUUCCUUCGAGGUGAUAUAAGCCGGAGAACGUACCACCACCACCAGCAGAUUCAGCGGCACAGACCACUGAAGAAAGCCAAGCCUCCAGCACUCACUAAGAAGCAUAAAAAGAAAGGAAAGCGAGGAGCACCAAGGCGUCCUCAGAAACCCAUUCCUCCCUCGGAGCCCCAGGGUAACCUGGGAUUGCCUUCCAUCUUGUAUCUGCCCACUCAGCCCUCUGGCAUAAGGAGCCCUUUAACUCCUGAUUUAAGUGCAGAUGAAUUUCCAGAUGACAUCACCAAUGACAUCAGCGACAUUCCACAUGACCUGGAGUUGAAUCAGGAGGAUUUCUCAGAUGUUCUUCCUCGACUCCCAGAUGACCUGCAGGACUUUGAUCUUUUUGGAGGUAAUAGUUUCAAUGGCAAGAAUGGUGAGCUGUUGCCCACCUCUGAGGAAGCCGAAGAAUUGGUUCGCGUUCUGCAGGCCAUGGGCUCAUACCCAGAAUCCCUUGCAUGUCUAAGCGGAAUGUCUGAGCUUGGUCCUGUAGAAGCGGUAGAUUGUCGUAGCAUACCGGGGGGAGUCGUGGAUCUACUGAGUGGACGACUUUCUGCUGAGACUCUUUCCAGUCUGGAGCUGGACCCCAGUCUGCUCCCCACCUCUGAAGAUCCUUUUCCCCCAUCACCUCCAUCACCACAACCCCCUCUCACUCCUCCAUCCUCCGUGGGGCAACUCACAGACAGCACAUACUCACAGAGACAACCUCAUCUCUUAGCAAAGAUGGAUAACUCCAAAGUGAAUCUGAGCAAUCUGUCGCUGGGAAAGGACGAGGACAUCUCUCAUGGCUCGUGGGGUGUUCUCGCCCUCCCUCUCAAUAACUACUCACAAUUUCACAGCCUUAUUGCCUCUGAUGGCCUGCUGAUGUCCACAGCCCUCUCAACGCCAAUGACCCACGUGACCUCGGCCCCCUGUCAGCCCAGUUCGGCCCUCUCCACUUUGCCUCAAACUGUGACUGUCACUUGCUCCACAACCACAUCCUUGCCCUCAUCAACAACAUCCCAAACCAAGCACCUUCUCCUCACUGUUCAACCACUGUGGGAUUUCAGUAGACUUGCAGCCGCACCACAGUACACCGGCGCCACCUAUGGACCAGGCCUGAACUGCAGGCAGAAACAAUUUGCUACAGUCACAGUGUUCAGGGAACGUUGCAGGUGACCCCCCCCCCCCCACACACACACACCUCCAAUGUCAGGGUCAUUCUGUCCAUCUUCUCAGUCUUUUGCAGCUUUUUCCCUCAACGAGAAAGAACAUCAAGCAAUAAAUUUCCUUGCCUGCUUAAAAUAGUUGCUCUUUGCCCAAAAAGCAAACAUAGAUGGAUUUUAGCCAUUAAUAUCACUUGUAUCCUUAAAUGCAUAUUUAAUAUAUUUAUAGAGUAGCAGUCUGCACAACUAGUUUUAUUGAGUGAAAAUGUGCGGUAACUGGUGAAAAUGUGGUUCUUGUUUAGAGGUAAUGGGACAGUUUGUCAGUGGCAGACACAAGGGGAAAGGUGUCAUGGUUGUAUCAUUCUUUUGUCCCCUGUGAUGAUAAAAAAAACUUAUUUUGGCAGAUGGUGUUUAUGUGCUGUUAGAAGCCGUUAAACUAUGGGGUCUUGCCCUGCCUGCCAUGAAAGCUGUGUAACACCUUUGUUAUCA